AUGAAGGCCAUAAUUCUCGUCGGCGGCUUCGGCACUCGCCUCCGCCCUCUUACCCUGACCCUUCCCAAGCCCUUGGUCGAGUUCGCCAACAAGCCCAUGAUCCUGCACCAGAUUGAGGCUUUGGCUGCUGCUGGUGUCACAGAUGUUGUUCUUGCCGUCAACUAUCGACCUGAAAUCAUGGAGAAGGCUCUUGCUGAGUACUCUAAGAAGUUCAACAUCAACAUCACCUUCUCCGUCGAGACUGAGCCCCUAGGAACCGCCGGUCCUUUGAAGCUGGCUGAGAAGACGCUUCUCAAGGACGACACGCCCUUCUUCGUCCUCAAUGCCGAUGUCACUUGCGAAUAUCCCUUUAAGCAGCUGGCCGACUUCCAUAAGGCACAUGGCGAUGAGGGCACCAUCGUUGUCACCAAGGUCGAGGAGCCCUCCAAGUAUGGUGUCGUCGUUCACAAGCCCAACCACCCGUCGCGCAUUGACCGCUUCGUCGAGAAACCGGUCCAGUUCGUUGGAAACCGCAUCAACGCCGGUAUCUACAUCCUGAACACAUCUGUUCUCUCGCGAAUCGAGCUGCGCCCUACCUCGAUCGAGCAGGAGACUUUCCCGGCCAUGGUCCGCGAUUCUCAGCUGCACUCGUUUGACCUCGAGGGAUUCUGGAUGGACGUUGGCCAGCCGAAGGACUUCCUUGCCGGUACCUGCUUGUAUCUGUCAUCACUCGCCAAGAGAAACAGCAAGCUUCUCACCCCUACAUCUGAGCCUUUCGUCCACGGCGGCAAUGUUUUGAUAGAUCCCACCGCUAAGAUCGGCAACAACUGCCGCAUCGGGCCCAACGUUACCAUUGGCCCCAACGUUGUGGUUGGCGAUGGUGUCAGGCUGCAGCGUUGCGUGCUAUUGAGAGAUUCCAAGGUCAAGGACCACGCGUGGAUCAAGAGCACCAUCGUCGGCUGGAACAGCACAGUGGGCAGGUGGGCGCGCCUAGAGAACGUUACCGUCUUGGGUGACGACGUCACAAUUGGUGACGAGAUCUACGUCAACGGUGGUAGCAUCCUGCCGCACAAGAGCAUCAAGGCCAACGUCGAUGUUCCCGCCAUUAUUAUGUAA
Molecule: messenger RNA, 1095 nt
Organism: Pyricularia pennisetigena
Lineage: Eukaryota; Fungi; Ascomycota; Sordariomycetes; Magnaporthales; Pyriculariaceae
Exons: 5
Coding region: 1-1095 (364 amino acids)
Biological process (GO): GDP-mannose biosynthetic process; cell wall mannoprotein biosynthetic process
Cellular component (GO): cytoplasm
Molecular function (GO): mannose-1-phosphate guanylyltransferase (GTP) activity; GTP binding
Source: RefSeq, a predicted model, not a curated record